AGACUGCUGAGGGCGGGUCUUCUGCGGGAAAGUGGGCGUGACCUAGAGGGGAAAUCGCCGAGAAUGCAGCCGAGGUCCUAGCCCGGGAAAACGCCCUCUGCGGUGAAGGAGAGAUCACGCCGCCAUGCCGCCCUUUGGGCCCCGCGCGGCCCUCCUCCUGCCACCGCUGCUGCUGCUCCGCGCUGUUCUGACCGUGCCCCUGGACCGGGGGACGUCCAAGGAGGAGAGCCCCGCGACCGAGAGCCCCGACACGGGCCUGUACUACCACCGGUACCUCCAGGAGGUCAUCAACGUGUUGGAGACGGAUGGGCACUUCCGAGAGAAGCUGCAGGCCGCCAAUGCUGAGGACAUCAAGAGCGGGAAGCUGAGCCGAGAGCUGGACUUCGUCAGCCACCAUGUCCGAACCAAGUUGGAUGAGCUCAAACGGCAGGAAGUGUCGCGGCUUCGGAUGCUGCUCAAGGCCAAGAUGGACGCGCAGCAGGAGCCCAAUGUACAGUUGGAUCACCUGAACCUCCUGAAGCAGUUUGAACAUCUGGAUCCUCAGAAUCAGCACACCUUCGAGGCCCGGGACCUAGAGCUGCUGAUUCAGACGGCCACCCGGGACCUUGCCCAGUAUGAUGCAGCCCAUCAUGAAGAGUUCAAACGCUACGAGAUGCUCAAAGAACACGAGAGACGCCGUUACCUGGAGUCCCUGGGAGAAGAGCAGCGAAAGGAGGCAGAGAGGAAGCUGGAAGAGCAACAGCGACGACACCGGGAGCACCCGAAAGUCAAUGUGCCUGGCAGCCAAGCCCAGUUGAAGGAGGUGUGGGAGGAGCUGGAUGGAUUGGAUCCCAACAGGUUUAACCCCAAGACCUUCUUCAUACUGCAUGAUAUCAACAGUGAUGGUGUCCUGGAUGAGCAGGAGCUGGAGGCCCUCUUCACCAAGGAGCUGGAGAAGGUGUAUGACCCCAAGAACGAGGAAGAUGACAUGCGGGAGAUGGAGGAGGAGCGGCUGCGCAUGCGGGAGCACGUGAUGAAAAAUGUGGACACCAACCAGGACCGCCUCGUGACCCUGGAGGAGUUCCUCGCAUCCACCCAGAGGAAGGAGUUUGGGGACACAGGGGAGGGCUGGGAGACAGUGGAGAUGCAUCCUGCCUACACGGAGGAGGAGCUGCGGCGCUUCGAGGAGGAGCUGGCCGCCAGGGAGGCAGAGCUGAACGCCAAGGCCCAGCGCCUCAGCCAGGAGACGGAGGCUCUGGGCCGCUCCCAGGGCCGCCUGGAGGCCCAGAAGAGAGAGCUGCAGCAGGCCGUUCUGCAAAUGGAACAGAGGAAGCAGCAGCAGCAGGGCCCUGAUGCGCCAGCCCACGGCCCUGAGGGACAGCUCAAGUUCCAGCCCCAAAACACAGAUGACGCUCCUGUCCCCGCUCCAGCCGGCGACCAGAAGGAUGCGGCUGCUUCAGAACAGAAGGCCCCUGAACAGUCCCUCAAGCUUCCCCAGCCAGAUGCCCAGCACCUGUGAUCCCCCAGGACCGCGGCACUCUGGGUUCCUGCUGACGCAGAUGAUGGGGGGAUGGUGAGGUGUCGCAGUCAGCCUCCCCCGAGGACAACACGUGUGGCCACCUAGGGGACGCGGGACAGGGUGGUGGCACUUCCCACAUUGCUCCCCAGAGCCCACUACUGCUGCCUCAGCUCCCACAGUCUCCCAGCCUGUGGUCCCUGCUCUCCAUCCCCCUCCAGGGAGCGGCCUGCACCUGCUCAGCCGGCACUCACAGGGCCAGCCAGCCGAGGGAAGCCACCUCCCCGCCCCCCGAGAGGGUCUGCUUCGUCCCUGCCUUCUUAGAUGGACUGGCCUCGCUGCCCCAGGCUGGCGCCCCUCUGGCCCCCCGCACCCCACAGAGCUGCUGCUCUGGGCCCCGCUUCCGUUGGUUUACGAGGCUUGGAUGGUCCCUGAGACCUUUCUCUACCUUUUGUGGGACCAGCGACGCCUCGAAGGCUGCAUCAACCCCGUGGCUGGGUCGGGGGCCGCAGAGUCCUGGGCAGAGCCGACCUACGCUGACACCAGGAGGCCUGACUCUCCCUGACCCCUGGCUUUCAGCCUCUUCAGCCUCAGGCUCCUCCCUGACGGCUCCACGGCUCAGCCCCUCGCCCCCUCGCCCCCUCGCCCCCUCACCCCCUCCCCACGCAGCCACAGAAAAUCUCAGAACUGACCCCGCCAGGGGCAGUUUCCAACCCCUGAGCCUCAGUGGGAAGCCCACGCCCGCCUUUCUGGCCUUACCGCACACUGUUGUGUAACCUGCUGUGUACUCCGGUUCCAUCCAAUACGCUUUCUGGAACAAAUCCAUGCCUCGGUUUCUUUGUAUAUACAGUCCCUUCUGAAAUCCUAUCCCCACUUCACC
Molecule: messenger RNA, 2375 nt
Organism: Pteronotus mesoamericanus
Lineage: Eukaryota; Metazoa; Chordata; Mammalia; Chiroptera; Mormoopidae
Gene: NUCB1
Product: nucleobindin 1
Exons: 13
Coding region: 125-1498 (457 amino acids)
Cellular component (GO): extracellular exosome; endoplasmic reticulum-Golgi intermediate compartment
Molecular function (GO): calcium ion binding
Source: RefSeq, a predicted model, not a curated record